AUGUCUUACGCUUUGGAGACGAAAAAGCGCAAAUUCACCAGAGUGUUGGAAUCCAUAUCCAAGCCCUUGACUCCUAGCGAUGGAACAACCAAGGCCGCAAAGGACCCGAUCACGGCUGCUCGAGAGCGACUGGCCGCCCCAGCUUCGAUAAAGAGAGUCCGUGUUGGCAACGACGCCGUGACAUCAAAAACAACAGCUUCUCAACUACCCAGGGUAUCGUCUACCUCUUCAAGUGUCCGCCCCAAUUUUGUCCCCUGGGACCGCGAACGUUUUCUCGAACGCUUGGAGACUUUUCGGCCUGUUACUCGAUGGUUGUCCAAGCCGGCGCCGAUAAACGAGGUGGAGUGGGCGAAACGAGGAUGGUCUUGUACGGACUAUAUGCGAGUUGCAUGUGUUGGUGGAUGUGGAGCCACGCUGGUUGUGAAGCUUCCGGAUGAAACCGACGACUUUGAGGAUUUGGAUAGCGACAAGGUGCAGGAACGGAGAGAAGUUCGGGAAAGGGUCGUCGAAGAAUACAGGAAGAUGAUUCAAAAUGGCCACAAGGAAAAUUGCCCGUGGAGGAAUAAUGCAUGUGAUGCUACAAUCCAUCGUCUGGCUCUGUCGCAUCCAGAAACCGCCAUUUCGACUUUACGGGACCGAUAUUUGAAAGUUGCGGGCAUCUAUGACCAGUUACCUGCCAGUGAAACAAUCGAAUUACCCGACCAAGUGAUUCUGAGUGAUAUAAUCAACAUACUACCUCCCGACUUUCUCGAUGGAAAACCUGCUUCCAAAAAGGGACCAUCUGAAUCUGAUGAGCAGAACAGUAAUCCAGACGGGAUCCAAACGAUCGACGAGAAAGCAUUUGCUUUUGCUUUUUUUGGCUGGGAUGUGGUCAAGGAUGGGUCGAGUGGUUUAUUAGAAUGCCGGGCCUGCUUCAGACGCCUGGGUCUGUGGCUAUACAAGCCAAAAGAGGAUGGAAAGGAGGCUGUAUACGACAAGCUCGCCGUCCACAAUGAGCACAUGGAAUAUUGUCCUUGGAUUGAUGGAAAAGCACAAAGCGGUACCGGCAAGUCUGGACAACGACCAGAAGACCUGCUCAGCGGCUGGCAGGUGCUGGCUCAGGAUAUACGAACAAAGCAUCGACGACAUCUCAAAUCAAUAGGGGGCUCCUCAGCAGAAACCCCGUCUAGAGAUUCCGAUGCUAGCUCGUUCGAUACUACGACGGCUGAAGAUGACGCUGCUCAGAAAGCCAAAGACCGAGAAUGGUGGUCGAAGCUCCGUAGGAUGCGAGAUGUUUUGCAUGUGAAAGGGCCAAAGAAGAAUGUCUCCGAGAAAUAG
This is a messenger RNA of Talaromyces rugulosus, 1317 nucleotides long. RefSeq lists its product as uncharacterized. Gene Ontology annotation, molecular function: zinc ion binding. The transcript has 3 exons. The record is from RefSeq and is a predicted model, not a curated record. The coding region runs from base 1 to 1317 and encodes 438 amino acids. Gene Ontology annotation, cellular component: nucleus. Lineage: Eukaryota; Fungi; Ascomycota; Eurotiomycetes; Eurotiales; Trichocomaceae.